CAUUCAAUAACAUUUUUUUGGCUAGUAGUUGUAGAUUUGGGGACUUUGUUGCGGCUACAGUACGGCAGUAUCCUGACGCCUUGGUUGACACAGCGUCAAGGCCAACAACAGAAAAUACUACCACACACAGAUCACGAGGGCUCGGCAAACGCGGUGAAAUCCAAGAAGGGUGCGUGGAGGACAGCCAGAGGGCGGCGGCGUGUCAUUAGCUUAAGGCCUACGAGCGCAAGCGGAGCAGAUGGAGGCAACAGCGGUACGGAAGCAUACUGCUGCCAAACCAUCGGCGGCUGCUGCAUCGCAAGGCGCACCACGAUUGGUACAUCCAGCCCCCCCUCCGGAUACCGGUGACACCGCCGCCGCCGCCGGCACUGGCGUAAACGCCUCCUGCAAUCCCACCACCAGCCCAUGGAAAGAGAAGCUAAACCGUAUCGUCGGUCUCUGCGAUGAUGCAGGCCCUCCCGUCGCCGACCUCAUCCGCCCUCCUACCAACCUCCUGGCCCAUCCGCGACGGCACCGGGGGCCGGGCUCGAUUACAGAUACGGCGGAGCCACUUGCAGCCGACUCUCCUGCCGCCGGAUGCGGCGGUGUCACCAGUCAUUCUAGCGACAGCAACGGUGCUGUACCGCCGAGAGACGGAAACGACACCGAUCUUCCCUUGAAAACCAAGCAGGUUCUCAUCCUCUUGGACAUGAACGGCACCUUGCUGUACCGAGCGAAAAAGCCUCUAAGGGUUUCGAAUGAUGGCGGCGGCGGCGGCGGCGGCGGCGACUCGAAGUGGGGGGCCCCGGCGUUUGUCCACGGGGAGAACGUCCCCCUCCACUACUACAUGAGGCCCGGGGCCGCGGAGCUCGUGGCGGCGUUGGAGGCACACCCCCGGACGCGACUGGCGUUCUACACGUCUAUGCGAGGGGUGAACGCCCUCCCGGCGGCACGCUUCCUCAUGCCCGGCGACAGUCGUCUGCUGGACGAAAGCGGCGAGGACGUGCGGCCCUUCAUCGAGCGAAACCCUUUCCAACCGCGAGCCUCGUCCUGGUUAUGCACCGAGGAGGAAGAACAACAAGACGAGAUUGUGGCUUCCCCUCCGGCUAGGCUGUCUUUCUUGCAGGCGGUAGAGCUAGUGCUUACCACCGGCCCUCUGUCCCGGGAGUGGCGGGACGACGAUGGGCGUGGUGGUUCCCCGGUGGUACAGGUGGCAGAUGCAUCGGAGGAGGCUUCCCCGUCAGGAGAAGGAGUUGCACCACCAACGGCAGGCAGGUGUGAAGGAGGGCGGUCAACCUUCGAGGGGUUUGGUAAAAAUGUGGAGGCGUCGGUGGUGGCCUCGGUCCUAGAGCUGUUGCGAAGGGCGACGGCGGCGGCGGAAAGGUGGGGACUUUCGCCGCAGGAGCGGGAGAGGCUGGCUUUGUGGUCGAGCGCAGCAGCAGCAACGGCUUCCUAG
This is a messenger RNA of Ectocarpus siliculosus, 1435 nucleotides long. NCBI's taxonomy places the organism in Eukaryota, Phaeophyceae, Ectocarpales, Ectocarpaceae. The record is from the annotation of a GenBank genome assembly.